UGAAAGCAAGCUAACAUGAGCAGAUCAGGGGAGGAGAUAAGCGGCAACAGGACAAUCAGACAUACGACAUAUAUAUGUAUAUUAUAAACCCAUUUUCCUGAAGGGAAAACAUAUUGUCUAAUUGUCCUCUCACGGGUGUUAGGAGUCUUCGUCGGCCGCUCGGUGUGAGCAUCACUGCUAGACUCCGUCAUCGCACAGGACCACUGACGCAGUUUGUCACUGUGUAGGUGUGAAGCAUUGUUGACUACUGCGGUGGCGGGGCAGGAGCUCACAGCUCAGGAAGAUGGCAUCACCCUUCGUGCCUGUCCCAGUGCCCUUGGAAAGAGUCCUGUCUGGAGGUAGGAACAAGCUGAGGCGGCCUCAGCGAGCGUCAUCGUUAGGCAGUGUCUCCAGCAGCUCGGAGUCCUCUUCCCCCAUCACCAGGUCAGCAGGGGAGGACCACGGGAGAGGAUUAGGUUCCCAGCGCCAGUCCCGCUGCAUGGAAAGGAGUCUGACCCCGCCGCCGCUCCAGAGCCCUGUCACCCAGGCCAGGAUGAACGGGACUCAUGAGAACUCUGUGGUGUACUCCACCUGCCCUCGCUCCAUAUCGGACCCUGAAGGGAGCCAGCAAGUGGAGGAGAGACCCAUCACCCCAACUUUGCUGGGAUAUGAGGUCAUGGAGGAGAGGGCCAAGUUCACGGUGUACAAGAUCCUGGUCCGAAAGACUCCAGAUGAGAGCUGGGUUGUUUUUAGACGGUACGCAGACUUCUCCAGACUCAACGACAAGUUAAAAGAGAUGUUCCCCGGCUUCCGUCUCGCGCUGCCUCCCAAGCGGUGGUUCAAAGACAACUACGACAGCGACUUCCUGGAAGACAGACAGUUGGGACUACAGGCCUUCUUGCAAAACCUUGUUGCACACAAGGACAUCGCCAACAGCCUGGCAGUCAGAGAGUUUCUGUGUCUGGAUGACCCACCCGGACCCUUUGAUAGUCUGGAGGAGAGCAGGGCGUUCUGUGAGACUCUGGAGGAGAGCAACUACCGUCUCCAGAAGGAGCUGCUGGAGAAGCAGAAGGAGAUAGUCUCCCUGAAGACGAGGCUGGAGGAGAGGGAGCAGGCUAUUCAGCUACUGGAGAAGCAUAUCAAUGGUGAGUGUGUGAGCCCAGAGUCUCCAUGUGAUCUGUCAGCUCAAGGCAGCGAGAGCAGUGCUGAUGCAGAUGUGGAGUCCUCUGCUGCAGAGGCUGAUCAGGACAUGACUGAUGAAACCAGUGGUGCCGCCCCAAUCUGAAAACAGAGCCCAAUACCAUGUGAGUGGCAGGUGCGAGGUCCAGCCGGUGCGAUCUUCCGCCUGUUGGUGCGGACCAUCGAUCAGCGCCUCUCCUCCGGUCAUCCAGGUCACCCAGUUCUACCACCAGAAGCCUGAACAAUAACAACCAACACUGCUUUUACUCCAUCUCCUCCUCCUCCUCCCCUUCCUCCUCCCCUUCAACACCAUGCGUGUUUCAAUGUCCUUUCCUUUCCUCAGUAUCCCAUCUGUCAUUCUUUCUGCCCUCUCUUUCCCCCUGCCCUUCACCUUCUAGAUUGUAACCACUGUUUCACCUUCCCGUCUUGGAGUUGGAUCUGUGAAUAGGGUUAAAAGGGAGCAGUUCUGUACUGCAAAAGUCUGAUUCGCUCAUAUUUCCCUCAAUAAGGUGGGUCGUGGGAUUUUUUAUCUGUCACCUACAGAAGAUUCUGGAGAACACAUGCCGCUUCCAAUAAGAACAAAAUCUGGGAUGACAUGGAUAUACUUCUCCGAACCUCAUCCUUCUUUCUAAGUCCUCCUCUUUCCCUGUGGCCGCCAGAUUGGAUCAACGUGAUCCCGUGGCAACAAAGCCAAAGUUUGGCUUCCUGACCAAAAAAAAAGAAAAGAAACUUGAAGACUCACACCACUGGGUGGUUUGAUGACUUACACAUUAGUGACAAUCUACAGAAAAAUCUAGAAGCAUCUCAUCAGAGAAACAACUACCCCCGAUGUGGCUAUAGAAAUAAGACAAUAAUCUGACUCAGGAUUAGCAUUGGUAACCAGGUAGGUAUGACAGAAUAUCGCUCUCUUUCUGUGCGCAGGUACUUCCACGUCACCGCUUUGUAACGCCGCUGACUGCCGUUAAGGGUAUUGCCAGCUCGCCCGUCUCAAGAAGCUUUGUCGUGUGUUUCUUUUUUUUUUUUCUUUAAAAGCCUACAUUCCUUCAUGUCUACAAUGCUGUGCGUGAUUUGUGGUAAACCAACUGCUGCAAGAGACAGUAAAAAACAUCGGUCACAUACUGUACCAACAUAGAGCCGUGGACAUGCGGCCCGCUGUUGCUUUUUAAGGAAUGUAGUGGCCAAUGUGCGCACUAAUCAUGUCAGUUUUCCUGUCACAUUCCACAGUUUCUUACACACACACACACACACACACACACACACACACACACACACACACACACACACAUGCUUUCUCAAAAUAUCCUGAUUAUUUGCUUUUGUGGGCCUUGAUUAUUAUGAUUAGUUAAGCGCAUAAAUAUUCACAACACAAGUCCUCUUCUGGCACAUUGCCUGUUAAUAGAGUGUAGACCAGGCCUGGACUUGUAUAGUCUAAUAAUGUAAUGUGAUGUGGGUAUAAUUAAAGGGUCAGUUCACUUCAUUUUACAAAAAGAUACAUUUUUCUACUUUUCCCUACUAUACAGAUAAUCCACAAACCUCACUUUUGGCAGUUUUCACUGGAACUGCGUUCUACUGGGGGGAUUAGUUCCUAAUGAUACUGAUGUCUGGGGUUAAACCAAUUGUCCUCUGAACAUGAAAACUAAAACGAUCUGUAAGACUACUUAACCCCAGAGGUUAAGUCAGAAAAUAUUUUAGCGAUUUGGGUGAAGUAGCCCAUCAAAAAACUCAAAGCGUUACUAAUUCGUUAAUUUGGAGAUGAACGUCAGCUUCAGCGAAAGAGCGCAGAUGGAUGUCCCCUCUCAAUUAAAUGACACAUAAUAGUGCUUAUUCACCUGAAAGAAAUCCAGAGAUUAUGACCUAAGAGAUGAUGGAGCCACAUUACUUAAAGUUGGAAGAAAUUAGAAGUUUUUUUUAGCAGAACCUGUCUCCUGUUUUUUUUAAUGAUACAGUCCAGAUUCACUGAAAUAAGAUGCAAAACCACAGUACUGGUAUUUCAGGAAAAAAAACUGUGUGAUGUAGCAACCUGUAAACACUUUUUCAGCCUUGUUGGCCCGGCAUCAGCAUGACAACUGUUGCCAGGUUAACACAUCACCUCCCCACCCCAAAAGCCAUAUUUUAAGACUCCAAAUAAUCCUCCAGAGGCGGAGGUGUUUUUUCUUUCUUUCCGUGCGUGCUGACAAGCUGUUGUUUGUCACUCUUCGAUAACGAGUAAUAAAAGAGUGUACCUGCAGCUUAUAUUGAAUCGUUUUCAAAUCCCAGGCCUGGAAAAGGGUCACGCAAAGCACUUUAUGGAUGAAUGGCAACACAUGUUUGCUUGGAUACGAUUUUAUUAUUUCACUUGUACAAGACAGAGAAACGUGCCUUUUCAAUCACUGAAUCUGUCUCGACCUCCAACUGGAACUGACGUGUUAAAAUGUGAUUUAUGUAAAUGGAAUUUUGUUUGUCUUUUUGUCUUUUUUUUUCUGUAAAUCCCCCUUUCAUGCAUAAUUCUAAGUGCCUUAAACAUCCUUCACUUUCACUAUUUCUUUUGAUGUGUUUCAGUGGCUUUAUAGGUUUGUGUAGGACAUGAAACUGUUACACCAUAAUGGAAAUAAUGUUUUAAAUGACACUCAUAUUGUAUAUAUAUGUCGUUGCUUGAAAUAGACCGAACUGAAAAUGUUUUUGUAAUAGCUUUGUCUUAGCUCACAUUUACACUAAUAGUUGCACUAUAAAAGAUUUCUAUAAAAAUGCAUUUGGUAUCACUAUUAAUUAUCCUGGGUUUAAAGGGAUAGUUCACUGAAUACACCCGAUCUGGAAUGAGUGCUGUAGAUACUGUAACACAUGCUAUAGCAGAGAUAUUUAUCAGAAAGAAAUAUUUAAUUCACACACAAUUAAACGUGGAAUGACGUACUGAAUACACAUGUAUGCUUCCUUUUAGCGCACAUUUGAAGUCUCAUGGAGUCGGAUCGGUAGUAGUUUCUGCUCAAGGGAAGAAAUAAAUGGUGAUGUUUGAUGAAUCUGCUGAGAUGUGGGCUUACAGUUACAGUAUGACCUGUUUUUAAUGUGUGAUGCUUUCAAGAUGUAAUAAAUUCU
Messenger RNA from Scomber scombrus (Atlantic mackerel), 4227 nucleotides. RefSeq names its product sorting nexin 16 (gene snx16). Bases 284 to 1264 code for a protein of 326 amino acids. The record is from RefSeq and is a predicted model, not a curated record. Gene Ontology annotation, cellular component: early endosome; late endosome; extrinsic component of endosome membrane. Gene Ontology annotation, molecular function: phosphatidylinositol binding. Gene Ontology annotation, biological process: protein targeting to lysosome; early endosome to late endosome transport; endosome to lysosome transport. The transcript is spliced from 9 exons. Lineage: Eukaryota; Metazoa; Chordata; Actinopteri; Scombriformes; Scombridae.